CGCGCCUUCGGUUCAGCAGUCGCUCAAUCUCACACACUUUGAAGAGUCUCUUUCAUGAUUUCACAAUGGGGAAAGUAGUUGUCUUCACGCUUGCUGUCGCUGCGUUGUCGUUGCUUUUGGGAGAGAGAGUGAUGAACUUGAGGAAAAGGGCUCUGGCUUCCAGAGAGCUGGUCAAGAAGCACCUUCCCAACUGCGUUUUUCUGAAAGAUCUUGAGAAUGGAUCCAAUGACAUAACGAUCCUUGAUGAUGGAAUUGCGUUUAUAAGCACUGGGCGUAAGGUUCCAGGACUGCCGACCUCAGAUGCACCCGGAAAAAUCUUCUACCUCGAUCUGCAAGAUCCUGACCUGAAUCCAGAGGAGAUGCGUAUCAGUGGAAACUUUGAUCUGGAAUCAUUCAACCCUCACGGCAUCAGCCUAUACAUGGACCCAACUGACAAUAAGAUAUACCUCUUCGUGAUCAAUCAUCCUCAACAAAAUAGCCAAGUGGAGGUCUUCAUAUAUGAUGAAGGCAACAUCUCUCUGCUUCAUGUGAAAACCAUCAAACACGAGCUCCUCCACAGUCUGAAUGACAUUGUCGCAGUGGGAGUAGACAGCUUCUACGCCACCAACGAUCACUACUUUACUCAAGACACCAUCAUGGCAUAUGUGGAGCCAUUUCUGGACCAGCCUUGGUGUAACGUUGUGUUCUACAGCCCGGGGGAGGUGAAGGUGGCCUCUGAGGGUUACUACAUUGCAAAUGGAAUCAACAUUUCACCAGACAGGAAACACAUAUAUGUGGUGGAUAUAUUAGACCACAAAGUCCAUGUGCUGGAGCGACAACAUGACAACUCACUGGCCUCAGUGAAGGCCGUGGACGUGGGCUCGCUCUGUGACAAUGCUGAAGUUGACUUAGAAUCCGGUGAUCUUUGGUUGGGCUGUCACCCGAACGGAUGGAAAGCUUUCAUUUUCGACCCCCAAGAUCCACCUGGAUCAGAGGUCAUCCGCAUCCAGAACAUUCACUCCGACCAGCCGGUGGUGACUCAGGUGUAUAUGGACGACGGCAGUGUGAUCAUUGGCUCGUCUGUAGCAACCGUCUAUGGAGAGAAGCUGCUCAUCGGCACUGUCUUCCAUAAAGCCCUGUACUGUGACUUGAGAUGAGAACUAACUGUACAGAUUAAAUGUGUUUAGAGUGCAGCAUAAACACUGAUAACCAACAAACAUUUGUAUUGUUUCAAUUAUGAACUUCUUUACAAACAAAAUAUUUCAGAUUGUUUCUUUUUUUAAAAUCAAAUAGGGUGACGAUGUGUGACGAAUAGUCACAAGCAGCUGGACCAUGAAGGGUUAAAUCUACUCUAUAUGGGCCGAUAUAAUUCACCCAAUAUAUAAUCAGAGAACCUUAAUAAUGUGUCUUUCUUACAUUUCUCCCCAGUCUCCAAAGUCCACAGCACCACAUUCCAGUGAGAUCUGAGAGAUCUGUCUGCAGGACAGCGUGGUCCUUGUCUCUCUGUUGAGUUAAGGCAAGGCAAGGCGAGCUUAUUUGUACAGCACCAGUCAAGACAAAGAAACGCAUAAAAUCACAUUAAUAUCACUGAAACAUGAGACAUCAUGAAAGGAACAGCACAUUUAAAAGACAGUUGAUACAGAAGAAUAAGCUUAUUUGCAGAUGAUGUGAUGUUAUACAUAAUAGACCCGUCUAAACCCCUUGUUCGACUACAAUACAUGGUUGGUUUAUAUGGUCCACUUUCAGUGUACCCAGUACAUUAUGAUAAGAGAGAAAUCAUCCCACUGUCAACAUUCAAUCAUUCUGAAUGUCAAGGUAUCUCUGCAUUUAAAUGGUCUCCCGAGGGUUUGAAAUACACUCAACAAAAAUAUAAACGCAACACUUCUGUUUUUGCUCCCAUUUUUCAUGAGAUGGACUUAAAGAUCUAAAAUUCAUUCCAGAUACACAAUAUUACCAUUUCUUUC
Salarias fasciatus (jewelled blenny) is the source of this 1943-nucleotide messenger RNA. Its product is annotated as serum paraoxonase/arylesterase 2-like. The transcript is spliced from 9 exons. The coding region runs from base 66 to 1136 and encodes 356 amino acids. Gene Ontology annotation, molecular function: arylesterase activity. The record is from RefSeq and is a predicted model, not a curated record. Lineage: Eukaryota; Metazoa; Chordata; Actinopteri; Blenniiformes; Blenniidae.